GAAGAGUGGACUACUCCAGCAGCAUGUUCAUCUCUGUACUGAUAGUGCUGGCGGCCUGCGUCCAGAGCCAAGUCUUUGGAUGCUCUGGAAAUCACUGUGGUGUAAUUCCGGGAAGUGGAUUUAAUGGUGGUCAUGGAGGCGGCUAUGGAGGAGGACAAGGUGCUGGAUUUGGUGGUGGACAAGCUGUUGGGAGUGGAUUUGGCGGUGGAAAAGCUGUCGCUAGUGGAUUUGGUGGUGGACAUGGAGUUGGUGGAAUUGGAUUUGGUGGUGGACAAGCUGUCGCCAAUGGAUUUGGUGGUGGACAAGCUGUCGGCAGUGGAUUUGGUGGUGGACAAGCUGUCGGCAGUGGAUUCGGUGGAGGACAUGGAGCUGGUGCAAGUGGAUUUGGUGGUGGACAAGCUGUUGCCAGUGGAUUUGGUGGUGGACAAGCUGUCGCCAAUGGAUUUGGUGGCGGGCAGGCCGCAGGCAGUGGGUUUGGUGGUGGACAUGGAUGUUGUAAUGGACAAACUGUCGCCAAUGGAUUUGGUGGUGGACAAGCCGCAGGCAGUGGGUUUGGUGGUGGACAUGGAUUUGGUAAUGGAAAAGCUGUUGGCAAUGGAUUCGGUGGUGGACAAGCCGUAGGGAGUGGGUUUGGUGGUGGACAAGCUGCUGGGAGUGGAUUUGGUGGUGGACAAGCCGUAGGGAGUGGAUUUGGUGGUGGACAUGGAUCUGGUGGCAUUGGAUUUGGAGGCGGACACGGAUCUGCUGGGAGUGGAUUUGGAGGUGGAAAAGGAGCUGUUGGGAGUGGAUUUGGUGGCGGACACGUAUCUGGCGGCAGCGGAUUUGGAGGCGGACAAGGAGCCGUAGGGAGUGGAUUUGGUGGUGGACACGGAUCUGGCGGCAGUGGAUUCGUAGGUGGACAUGGAGGUUAUGGAGGUGGAUACGGUAGUGGAUAUGGAGGUGGAUAUGGCAAAACUGGCGGAAGAGGAUGCGGUGGUAGAUUUGGAAGAUAGUUCUAGUUAAAAAAGAAUGUAGAAGUAAAUAUUUGACAAAAUAAUUAAUAUUCUGUAAGUUCCGAAGGUAUGAUAAUGCAAUAUUAUUCUAGAAAAAAUAAAUAAAGUUUAUU
This is a messenger RNA of Nezara viridula (southern green stink bug), 1105 nucleotides long. The record is from the annotation of a GenBank genome assembly. NCBI's taxonomy places the organism in Eukaryota, Metazoa, Arthropoda, Insecta, Hemiptera, Pentatomidae.